Molecule: messenger RNA, 3382 nt
Organism: Solanum tuberosum (potato)
Lineage: Eukaryota; Viridiplantae; Streptophyta; Magnoliopsida; Solanales; Solanaceae
Product: ubiquitin carboxyl-terminal hydrolase 25-like
Exons: 1
Source: RefSeq, a predicted model, not a curated record
CAGGAUGCUGUGGGUCGUUGGUACUGCUGUAAUGAUUCUCACGUUUCUCCUAAAAUCUUGCAAGAAGUGUUGUCGGAGAAGGUGUACAUCCUUUUCUUCUCUCGUACCAAACAGAGGUCACCACCCACCAAGACAUGUUUAUCAAUUAAUGGGUCAAAAUCCAAUCACUCCAAUGGCUUGGCUAAAUCCAAAAUCUUGACCAGUGACUUAGCAAAAGCAGAAAACGAAAAGCAAGUUUUAGGCCACCCCUCCGAGAAAGAAAAUGUAAUGACGUCUAAGGUCAGUAAAGUGCAUUCGAGCCCAGUGAGAGAGUUGGGCAUAUUUGAAAGAUCUUCCUUCAAGAGACCUACCUCUGGUAAUAUCAAAAUGGUUUUUCAUUCAAAAGAGUCUGGCAAUAGAACUGGUGAUGUGAGAGCAUCAGUUCUUACAGAGAAAGAGAUUACAUCAUUACCAGACAGGAAUGGUGUUAGCAAAAGUUGUGGUAAUGGCCAAAUGACAAGAUCACAUGCCUUAACAAAUGGAAAUGGAAAUGAAAAACUUCCAAUUGUAGCAACCAGCCCUGUAGCAGAUGGUCCCCUUAAAGAUUAUGGUGGAAGUAAUGGAAAGGCUGCAGGAAAGGAUUCAUACCACAAAGAGGUGACUAGAUCAUCAUCUUUAGCAAAUGGAAAUGGCAAAAUCCAAAGUGUUGCAACGGAUACCUCGAGGGGAAGUCUGCAUAGAAAUAAUGGGGAGAAUAGUGAAAGCCUGGCAGCAAUAACUUCUGCAUACAGGGAUACAUCCAAUGGCCAUGUUGAAUCGUCUUCUAUCUCAGGUUCAAAGAGAAAAUUAUCAGAUCAAUGCAUCCUGCUUGAGUAUGAUGCUCAGUCUCGUGCAAAGGUGGAAGAAUUGAAAAAAGAGUAUGCUACUCUAUCUUUGAUUACCUGUAUACCUUUGCCUUAGUAUUAUUAUAACACAAUGACAGAAGUUUUGAAUUCAUUAUACAUGUCCUUGCAUUUGCUAGAACUUGAGAUUAUGUGGUUUGAAAAUGCUAGGGGAUGUCAUGAAGGAAAGCAGAGCAACAUACAAAGAUUUAAGCCUAACUGUUUAGCUCUGUAUUAUUUUUGGUGUAAACAAGUAGUCUUAGAUAGCUCAGAAGUAAUCAGCACAACUAUAGACUGGCUGUAACUUGGUAGGUAUAGGAGCCUAUGUAACUACAACACUUUUGGAGGGGAACUACACUUUUGAGGUAGUAUACCUGUGGAUAAAUAUAGACUAACUGUUACUUUUAUCAAAAAAAAAUAUAUAAGCAAAAUCAAUUAGUUGAAAUAAGACUAGUUGUGAUGUUGUCAUACUUACAUCAAAUCUGGUGCUGGUGGAGACUUGCCAUGAUAAGUAUAAGAGUAGAGAAGCUCAAGAUUUAAUACCUCUAGUUCGUCUUGAGAGACACAUUAUUUUAGUAUGAAAUGAAAUAAGCCCAACAGAGGAAUGGAUAUGAGUAAUUCAUAUAACCGACCCAAUUAUUUUGGUAUUAAGAUGCAGUUGAUUGAUUGAUGAGAUCCAUUAUUGAUAAGCUUCCUGUCGUUCUCCUUGUAAAAAAACACCAUUCUAAGCUAAAUAGGUAGUAGUUGUUACAUCUCCAUUUUCCUCUCGUGAACGAGUAAAAAAAAAAUUUGGAAAAAAGUAGUCCUAAAUGAGGAUAAGAUCAAACAUAUAUUUCUUUGAUAAUUUUUCAUCUAAGACAUGGAUAAACAAAAAGUUGGACGGGAGGUUAGACUGCCUUCUAGGAGAGAAAUACACUGUUAAUACCAGAAAGAGGAUCCUCCAGUUUACAAGACAGAAUAUUUGAUGCAACUUUAGUUAUAACUCAUACCUCCGACUACCUUUGAGAAUGACUCCAGCCUUAAGGACGUGCUGCCAAUGGACAAAAUAACUACACACUCAAAAUAUUCCUCACAAGCAACCAAUGAGCACGAAGUCAAAUAAAUUAGAUUGCGACUCAGAAAAUACAAAUUGGUGCAGAUCAAGAAAGUUCAAUGAAAUCCAGCCGCAUUAAGCAUUUUGAAAUCCUUGGAAAGAUGUUUGAAGUAGCAUUAAUCUUUUCAUCCUAUGUCUAUCCAAGGAAACUAAAUAAAGUUUAGCUAUAGGCUUGACUUAUUAAAUGAAUCUUCGUUUUCCAGACGAAGAUGUCAAAUGAAUCUUUGUUAAUAUAUAAAAAGGUUGACUUGACAAGAUUGGCUUUAUUACUUUGAAUCUUCUUUCCUACAAUCUCAGAUAACAAGAAAGCCAAAUUUGACCAAAAAUACGUCAUCAGAAGGUGUCAUUUAGCUUUACCCACUCCUUACAUGAUCUUAUGGCGAGAACAGCACCCAUUGAAACAAUCAUUAGAGCCCCUCUACUUGACUUGUAAUGGCUAUGUUUAGAAGCAGAUGGGAAAGAAACAUAAUGCUCUGGAAGCCCACAACCCUUGUAAAAAUUGAAUGUGCAAUAUCAUUAUAGAACCGUCAGACAGCCAAAAUGGACACCAGAUGAGGAAGAGGUUAGCAACAUUAGAACUGAACACAUUUAAAAUGAUCUAUGAAUAAGUAAGACCACUCCACUUAAUGAACCUCAACUUACAAGAUUUCUCCCAAAAGCACAAAAGAAGUCUAGGAUUUCCCAAGAGAACCUAAACUAACACGAUACAGACAAAAGAUUAUCAACCUAUAGUUACUAAACGAAAAGCCCCAAAAUAUGCCAAGGAUAAAUUUGGAUGUCACUAUAAAUUAGGUGAAAAGAAGACUACUAAAGGCAACAGACCUGCUCAAGAGCCUUGUAGUUAGCAAAUGCCAGUUUGUUUCUCAUCAUUUAUUCAUAUUCACUGGAUAGGAGGGGUGAAAAGAAUUUCUAAUACAAUAUAUAGCUCCAAAAUACACACAACAUUCCUCUAAUUUGUACUAGGAGUUUUCUGCUGCUUCAAAACGCUCUCCUGUUCCUUUAUAGCAGUGGGAAAGGUGGUUUUAGUUUUUUUGGCACAUGUAUAGAUGCCAAGCAUUUCAAACAUCUCAUUAGAUAAUGUUGAACGCCACUCUGAUGAUUACUAAUAGCUUCAUACUAGCAUCAUAGGCAAUUUUUGGAAGCAAAAUAAUAAGAGAUAUAAGACAGGCAGCUUGUUAUGUGGUUAAUUACAUUAAAGGGCUUUUAGACCUGAUUCAAAGUUCAUAGACAAAUAAAAAUGAGCAGCAAUAUAGAGAUACAGACGGCCUAAGUCAGAAAUCUACAGAUACACAUUUGAAAGCCUAAUUAUCGCUGUUGACUCCAGAAAGUUUCACAUCCAUCCAGGACUGCUCCAUUGACCCAAAAAAUUAACUAUGUUGCUCAAAUAAAUCUAAAGAGAAGGAUUUGCAAUAUUUCAGUAAAUCCCAAC